GGGGGUGUGAGAGUCGUUGGUGUUUACUGGGUGUGAGGGAGAAGAGGCUUGUGGAGGAGUGAAGGAACGGCGGCUCGUCUCCGUCCGCAACUUUCGGCCCUGGAGCUUCCCGCGUUCGGAAGCUCUCCGCCGUUAUGGGGCUCCGCAAGAAAAGCAAGAGCCCGCCAGUCCUGAGCCAUGAGUUCGUUAUCCAGAACCACGCGGACGCCGUGUCCUGCCUGGCGAUGGGCCUCCUCCUGGGGCUCAUGUUCGAGGUAACAGCCAAAUAUGCCAUCAUGUUUAUUACUGUUCAGUACAAUGUUACCUACACUACAGAUGAGAGGCCUGAGCCAGUUCAUUUCUAUGAGUAUGGUUCAAAAGACAUGGCCACCAUCUUUUUCUACAUGCUUAUAGCCAUUAUUCUGCAUGCAGUGAUUCAGGAAUACAUACUAGAUAAAAUUAAUAGACGACUUCACUUGUCAAAAACAAAACAUAGCAAAUUCAAUGAAUCAGGGCAACUAGCAUUUUUCUACUUGUGUUCAUUUGUAUGGGGAGCAAGCAUUUUGUCUGCAGAAAAAUUCACAACAAACCCAACUUUGUUGUGGAAAGAUUACCCUCAUUCUCACAUGUUUUUUCAGGUUAAAUUCUUCUAUAUCUGCCAAAUUGCCUAUUGGGUACACGCACUGCCAGAACUCUACUUUCAAAAAAUAAGAAAGGAAGAUAUUCCAAGACAGUUACACUAUAUUUGCCUUUAUAUUGCCCACAUUUCUGGUGCCUACAUUUUGAAUCUUCAACGUUUGGGUCUAAUUUUGCUGGUACCUCAUUACCUUGUGGAACUUAUUUUUCAUGCCUCACGACUUUUCUACUUCAGUGAUGAGAAUAAGCAGAAAGGAUUUACCCUGUGGGCUCUACUAUUUGUCAUGGCUCGUCUUCUGACCCUAACGUUGUCAGUUCUCACAUUUGGAUUUGGUCUGGCAAGAGCAGAAAAUCCUGGCUUUUCAAUAGCAGAAGGAAACUUUAACAUACUCACUAUUAGAAUUAGCUGUCUGGCUGCAAUUUGUUUAACCCAAGCUUGGAUGAUGUGGAAAUUCAUCAAUUUUCAGUUAAAGAAAUGGAGAGAACAUAUACAAAACCAAAUUCCUAAGAAAAAAAUAAACAUAAAGAUUAAACCAACAAAAAAGGAAUUGUGCAGAGCUAACUUUGUCAAUGGAGCAGUCAAAUUUGAAGAGGGCACAUCACCUAGAAAAAGAAAAUCAAAAUUUUUGUGAGGAGCAUAUAUCCAAAGGACAAUGAUUUAACAGAAAACUUUGAUUAUUAAGUUCCAUCAUGACACAGAGAGACUAUCUGACUGUUUUGGCUAAAGGACAGUGGUUGAAAUAAUAUAUUUUUAAACUUAUGUUCAUAAAAAAAAAACUUAAGACAACCAUAUUUCAUCAUGAGUUUAGCUUAUUUAACAUUGUGAUACAUCUCAACUAUUUCAGUUUUUGAAAAUGGAAUGUGUUGUCGUAUUUUCACACGUAAGUACAAUACUGCAAUGUUAGGGGAACAGGUACAUGGCUUACAAACCACAUCUCUUAUUUGGAACUUUAAAAUAUAAUAUUUCAGUUUAUAAAAAGUAGUUUUUUUUAGAAACCUUAAUUUCUGGAUUUAGAGCUAAAGACGUUUCUUUUUGUGCAAAACCUUUUCUAAAUAAUACUGUUCUCUUUAUUAUACUGCUGAUUAUGUCUCUUUUUUCAGAGGCAAUUUUAUGUUUUUUCUAUUUUAAAAGUUCAUUAAGUUCUGAUACAUAUUUGGUUAAAGCAAUGUUUAAACUGAUGAAACUGAUCAUCUUUGAAAACAGUCUGUUCAACAUUGGCUGCAAGGUGAAUUUGAAGAAUGACUGCCAAGUAGGAAUUUAAGGCCAAAUUUUGCAGAAUUAGUCUCCUGAUCUAAUCUGAGACUCCAAAUAGCAAGAUUUAUAUAAAUGACUUUUUUCUGUAGAUAAAUGGGACAAAUGGAAGUCUAGGUUGCAAUCCUGAAAGUAUAUUCUAAGCUCAAUAGGGCUACUUUAGAAUUUUAGCAGUUGGAAAGUUAGAACAAGUUCACAUGCAGCAAACAACCCCAUUGUUUGUUAACCAUGCGUUGUUUGGCAGCAGGUGGGAGUAAUAAUGCUGGCUUGCCCACUUUCAUUCUGCUCAAUGAACCAUCCUGGGUGGUUGUCUAUGACGAGCAAACUCAGAACUCUGGGUUGUUGUGGGAGAAACAAACCUGAAUUUAAACCCAUGCUUAACAAAUUAGAAUCUUUCAGUUAACAAAUUGGAAGCGGACAAGUGGUCCAGACCCCACUUGCUCAUUCCCAUGUGUUGGUUAUUGCGCUACUUAGAAAUGUAAUAAAUAAACCAUGGGUUAUUUGUGUGUGAACCAGGUCAUAGAGCCGUUGUACUUCUUGCUAUUGCUCUUUCCCUAAAAUCCCUGUAGCACCAGCAGCCACUUAAGAAAAAAAGAUAAGUAUGUUAAUUGUAGCUUUUCCUGCCUUUCAUUUGGAUUAUCUAAAAGGGUUUAACGUUUAUUAGUUCCUUAAAUAGGCCAUGCUGUUGGAAGGUACCACGGAAGUUGAUUAAAGUCAGUAAGGAUGUAAAUCCUUUAUAUGUUUAUACAGAAAGUCUACAUGUGUUUUGGAUUGAGUCCUAAGGCACUGUAGAGCAACCUUCAACAACGUGGUGCCUCCAGAUGUUUUGAACUUCAACUCCCAUCAGCCCUAGACAGCAUGACCAAUGGUUCAGAGGGCUUCACGUUGAGGAAGGCUGCUAUAGAGGUUCAAUCCAUAUACUAUUAAAACUCCCAAUAAUUACAAAAGUUCUGGUUUAUCUCUAGCCUUGCCAUAAGCUCAAGGGUUUCUCUACUCAAUUCAGUGUAGACUCUAUGUAAAGUGAAUGGAGCUGUCCUAACUCUGCACUCAGUAGAGAAGCUUUUGCACACAUAAAAGCUCUGUGCUUAUUGAAAUAACCUCACGUAUAACAAACCUUAAGGAUAGUUCAUCCCGGUCCUUCAUUGGGAGGACAACAGUAAGGUGCUGAAGCUGAUAUGCCCUUGUUUCAUAUGCGCACCAACAAUCUGAUCGGGUUUUGGUGGCACACAGUGGCUCGUUAUAGGUUUUUUAAUCCAUGAUAAUCUGUGGUGCCUGCAGAUGCCAACUUGCAUAUGAAACCCCCACUCGGGGGUUGUUGUGCUGUGCAUACCUGGUGAACGUAGGUUAUGCAAGGUUUAAACAACUCUCACAUAACCCUAAAACAGACCAUAUGUUAUGUGAGGGUUGUUUAACCUUUGUAUAACCCACACUUGCCAGGUUUGCAUGACACAACACCCCUGCGCAAGCGUUGCAUAUUCCUAAAGGCAGCUGCAUGCAUCCAAGCUUCACCGUGAGACAAUCUACAGCAGUCUGUCAUGUCGUCUGAACAGCCCCUCUGUGUCUGCUUUUAAUUCAGAUAAAGAACAUCCUUCACCAUCCUAAACCACAUACGUUGGCUAUGAGAAGUUAUGGUUGUUUUUAAUUUUCAUGCAAGCUGUUAUUGAAAGACAAGGUUUGCCACUUCAGUGCUAAACAUCAGGAAAACAGUACAGGUCUAUUGUGGUAUUGGCAAACUUAAUGACUGGUUCAGAAAUCAAGAUAUCUGCCUCAGUCCAAUAGUAAAAUUACACCUCCUGACCAAAAUCCUGUGAGAAACAUUCUCAUUCUCUAAAUCAUUCUUUAUUUCUCAUUAGCAUUCAAUAAACUGUUCAAUCACAUUGAAUUGUAUUUAGGUAUUGCCGGAUAGGAAAAAAAUAGUUCUUUUGAUAUGAGUAAUGAUAUUUUUUGUAUAUUACUUAACAUAGUUGUAUAAUUUGUAUGCAAAAUGCUAUUCAGGAUUUGAGCCAAUUUUUCUCAUUUGCUAGGCUGUUCCUGUGUGCAAAUUAACUAGGAUUUUGUCUGAUGUUUCAUAAUCCUGUAUAUUUCUACUUAGAAUGUUUCACCAUGGAACUACAAUAUAUUUUUUUAUGGCUUUAAUAAAAUUAGUUUGUAUGA
This is a messenger RNA of Elgaria multicarinata webbii, 4021 nucleotides long. RefSeq names its product translocating chain-associated membrane protein 1-like 1. The record is from RefSeq and is a predicted model, not a curated record. The coding region runs from base 135 to 1247 and encodes 370 amino acids. The transcript has 11 exons. Gene Ontology annotation, biological process: protein insertion into ER membrane; SRP-dependent cotranslational protein targeting to membrane, translocation. Lineage: Eukaryota; Metazoa; Chordata; Lepidosauria; Squamata; Anguidae. Gene Ontology annotation, cellular component: endoplasmic reticulum membrane.